Molecule: messenger RNA, 207 nt
Organism: Hepatospora eriocheir
Lineage: Eukaryota; Fungi; Microsporidia; Hepatosporidae
Source: the annotation of a GenBank genome assembly
AUGAAAAAAACGAUAAUCACGUUCGUAAAAUUAAGUUUGCUUAUAGCAAUGUUAAGCUCAUUAUUUCCAUGGCAUAAAUUGUUAAAUCAAGAUUUUGAAUCAAAAUUAAGGAUUUAUUACAUUACUUACAACUUAAUGUUCUUAACAAUAAUAACUUCUAUAACUUGGUUUUUAUCUUUAAAAUUUAAAAAAGAUUAUAUUAAGUAG